CGGCGCAGUCGGGCGGCGGCGGGGAAGCCAUCAUGUCGCGGGAGUUUGAGCUGUGCCCCGGGCGCCGCAUCGGCGGCGAGCAGCCGUGCUUCAUCAUCGCCGAGAUCGGGCAGAAUCACCAGGGCGACCUGGCCAUCGCCAAGCGCAUGAUCCGCAUGGCCAAGGACUGCGGAGCAGACUGUGCUAAAUUCCAGAAGAGUGAACUGGAGUACAAAUUCAACAAGAAAGCCUUAGAAAGGCCUUAUACCUCUAAACACUCCUGGGGAAAGACCUAUGGGGAGCACAAGCGUCACUUGGAGUUUAGUCAUGACCAAUACAGAGAGCUAAAGAAAUAUGCAGAGGAGAUUGGCAUUUUCUUCACAGCUUCCGGCAUGGAUGAGAUGGCUGUGGAAUUUCUACAUGAGCUGAAUGUUCCAUUUUUCAAAGUAGGAUCAGGAGAUACAAACAAUUUUCCAUAUUUGGAAAAGACUGCAAGGAAAGGUCGCCCAAUGGUGAUUUCCAGUGGGAUGCAGUCGAUGAACACAAUGCAUCAGGUUUAUCAGAUUGUGAAACCCAUCAAUCCAAACUUCUGCUUCCUGCAGUGCACCAGUGCAUAUCCACUUCAGCCAGAGGAUGUCAACCUCCGUGUUAUAUUGGCGUAUCAGUCAGCUUUUCCUGAUAUCCCUAUUGGCUAUUCGGGGCAUGAAACUGGCAUAGCCAUUUCAGUAGCAGCUGUUGCUAUGGGUGCUAAAGUAGUGGAACGCCAUGUGACUCUGGACAAAACAUGGAAAGGAAGUGACCACCAAGCAUCCCUGGAGCCAAAUGAACUGGCGGAGUUAGUGAAAGCCAUCCGUACUGUGGAAAAAGCGAUGGGUUCACCAAUCAAACAGCUCUUGCCCUGUGAAAUGGCUUGCAAUGAAAAGCUGGGAAAGUCUGUUGUGGCUAAAGUGACAAUCCCUGAAGGUGCAGUACUGACACUUGACAUGCUGACAGUGAAGGUGGGAGAGCCUAAAGGAUUUCCCCCAGAAGCCAUCUUUGAUCUGGUGGGCCAGAAGGUUAUAAAAAAUAUCGAAGAAGAUGAAACCAUCACUGAGCAAGCAGUGGAAAAUCAUGUCAAAAAAGUGAAGUGCUGAACCAAAGCACUUCAUUCCAUAUUUCAUGAUGUAGUACUGUGCUACUGCACAACAUAUUUAAGUACAGCAGCACGGUAGAUUAGAAUAAAAAGGUGUAAUUAGGUUUCAAGCAGGUUAGAAUUUUCAAGUUCUCAUUAGCAGGUAGUUUAUGAAGCAAGGGGAUAUAAAUUACAAAGAGUAAUUUUAUUAGAAACCAUUAUAGUAUCGUGUCUAGAAAAUACCAUGCUUCUCCUUUCUCCAUUCCACUUAACCUAGACUAAUUUGGAGUUUCAUCAAACCUAAGAUCACAGUCUACUGCUUUCUAGCUUCCCUUUUCCAGUAAGAAUAUAGUACAUCACAAUAAUUUUGUCUACACUUUGAAUUGUUCUAACCCUGUAUCUUUUGAUGUUCCUCUCUCUUUAUGCAAUUUUCCUCACCCCUGUGAUAACAGGAUGUUAGUUGGAAUUGAAUACAGAUAAGCUAAAGUUUACAUACACUGAACAGAAACCGAAACAUGCAAGUGGAUGGAUUUUUCUAAAGGUAGAGCUGUGGGUUGCAGGAAUCUGCACUCGGGGGAAAAUGAGCUCCUUGAGAAAGCUAGGUUCUCAAGAGACAGUACCAAGAAUGGAAGCAAAUUGGGUACAUAGAAAGGUCUCCCAUUUAAGGAGCUAAAGAAAGAGCCUUUUUGCACUUUUUGUGAAGUGAAAGGCAAAAGAGCAAGCCAGAUAAAGUAACAGGUUAAAAAACAGAUAUGAGAUGAGUAAGUGGAAAUAAACCCAACCUAUGCUUCAAAAAAAAAAAAUGUUAAAAGCGUCUGUUGUGAGCUGAGUGUGGCCUGAAAUCUUAAAUCAAUUCUGCAGUGCAUUUGGAUACCUGCAUUUGUACCUGGGGGCAACCUCCCAGCCAGGAAACCAAGCUGGUACCAAUUCAGUAGCCUCCUUUCUGUAUUAACAAGCAAAUACAUUGGGUUGGGUUUUUUCCACCGACAGUAGUGUUCAAGGCAACUGUCACUGGCUGCCUAACUAGAUCAUGUUGGCUAGGCUUCAACAUGAUGGUCAGUGCUCAUCUUCUGUGUUCUGCUCUUGCCUCACAGCUUCUCACUUUUCAAGUAAGAAGUGCAAUCCCACUCCUGUCAGCCUGGUGCUCUUCCCUUGUCCAGGAAGGAGUCACAUGGCAGCAGCUGCAAACGAGGCAUCCCUCAAUUAACUUGGGUUAGUGCUGAACUCUUUGAUGUAACUAAUCUGUAUUUUUCUGUGGUGGAAUCAUUUAUUAGUGACGUUUAUUUGGAACUUGCUACCUCUUGGUCAUGAGUUGAAGUAUGUGGAAUUUGGUGGUGGCGCUUCUGUACCUGUGAGCUGUUUACUUGCAAAACGUUUACCCUUCUGCAAUUCUGAGGAAACUGUAUUUGUAUCUUUAAAAUGGAAAGCAGAGAUUCUUUCAAUCAUGUGCUUGACCAUAUAUAAGUUCUGAUCCAGUAUGCUUGCCUUACCUUAAAAAUUUAUUUGAUUGUUAAAAGAUUUUUUUUUUUUUUUUAAAUUUCAAACUUGAAAAAUAAAUUUAGCUUAUAAAAAAA
Messenger RNA from Calidris pugnax (ruff), 2664 nucleotides. RefSeq names its product N-acetylneuraminate synthase (gene NANS). NCBI's taxonomy places the organism in Eukaryota, Metazoa, Chordata, Aves, Charadriiformes, Scolopacidae. The record is from RefSeq and is a predicted model, not a curated record. Gene Ontology annotation, molecular function: N-acylneuraminate-9-phosphate synthase activity. The coding region runs from base 33 to 1112 and encodes 359 amino acids. The transcript has 6 exons. Gene Ontology annotation, biological process: carbohydrate biosynthetic process.